Raphanus sativus (radish) is the source of this 1070-nucleotide messenger RNA. RefSeq names its product putative E3 ubiquitin-protein ligase SINA-like 9. The record is from RefSeq and is a predicted model, not a curated record. Lineage: Eukaryota; Viridiplantae; Streptophyta; Magnoliopsida; Brassicales; Brassicaceae. The coding region runs from base 63 to 902 and encodes 279 amino acids. Gene Ontology annotation, molecular function: zinc ion binding. The transcript has 2 exons.
CAAUCAGCUAGGGUUUCGAGAUGCAGAGCUCUUUGGAUUGACCAACGACGUUUGUCUCUGAAAUGGAGAGUUUCGACUCCGAGGACGACGACAAUGUACUCACCAACAGCACUUCGAGGAAGAGGCAACGUUCUCCGACCGAACGCACAGCGACGCUGCAGGAUCUGGAUGUUACAGACUGUCCCAUUUGCUUUCAUCCUCUCACCAUUCCCAUCUUCCAGUGUGAUAAUGGCCAUAUAGCAUGCUCCACUUGCUGCGAAAAGCUGAGCCAGAAGUGUGCAACAUGCACCUUACCAACCCUUUCCCGCAACAGAGCGAUGGAGCGGGUUAUUGAACUACUUACAGUUCGAUGCCCCAAUGCUGGUUGCUCCGUGGUCGUCUCUUGUUCCGAAACAUCAUCACAUGUCAAUAAUCACUGUCCUUUCACCCAACGUAAUUGCCCCUUUAGCGGCUGUGACUUUACUUGCUCCUUCAAGGAUUUAUACAAACACAGCCUCGCUAAACACAGCCUUGCCGCACCUUGCGUUGCUAAACUUCACAAGUCCUUUCCCUCGCGCAUGUUUAAAUGUGGAACACCCGAGCCUCUGUAUUUUGCAACGGAUAAGAGGACCAUUCUAAAGGAACGGACUACACAAGGAGAAGGAGAAAUUGUGGUUGUGGAGUGGUUCGACAUGCCAGACGGUCGGGUGCUCUAUGCAUGCUGUAUUGGACCCGGAGCAGACAAGUUCUCCUACCAACUGAAGCUGACUUCAGUUUACGGUGAUGACUUGUUGUUUAACUCAAACCUCAAAAGAGUCUGUGAAGUGAGCAAUGAACCACCACGUGCGCGUUUUAUGUUGGCUCCUUCAUGUAUGUUGCCUUACCGCGAGUGUUCUAUAUGCAUCAAGCGGGAAACUCAGUAGGAUCAUCAAGACGCUACUACACUCUUCAUCACUCAUCAUUAGUCAUCAACCACACUGAUGCUCUUAACUAAUAUAUGUUUUGUACUGUAAUCGCUAUUUAAUGUGUGAUGUUGAUCUACUUUUAAGUUGUGUGAAUUAAGUUGACUUUUAUCCAAAAUCGUUGUAACU